Molecule: messenger RNA, 849 nt
Organism: Candida dubliniensis CD36
Lineage: Eukaryota; Fungi; Ascomycota; Pichiomycetes; Serinales; Debaryomycetaceae
Product: mitochondrial 54S ribosomal protein mL46
Exons: 1
Coding region: 1-849 (282 amino acids)
Cellular component (GO): mitochondrial large ribosomal subunit
Molecular function (GO): structural constituent of ribosome
Source: RefSeq, a predicted model, not a curated record
AUGAGAGGGUUGACUGUUCACAGGGUUAUAAGAAGCUAUUCCUCAAUUCCUGCAUCGACAUCUUCUAGUAUUUCUCUGACAUUAGUUUUAUCAAGAUUACCAAUUAUAACUCCAGAUGUACCAAAAUUUGAUCAACAAUUCUACAAUUACCAAACAGAAUUAUGGAGAAGAUUAAUGUGGACAUUUCCAAAAUGGUUUUAUUUUAGACCUGGGACUUUAUCUGAACAAAAAUUCAAAGAACUUAAUGAAAAUCCAGUGAGUUAUGACCCUAAAGUGAUUUAUCCAAGGGGGGCACCAGAUUUAAAGCAUAAUCGAGAUCGUAGAUUCAGACAAUACAUAAGAUUACCAAAAACUUAUAAAGAAGAAAGUGAAUUGGCUGAAGGAGAAGAAAAUACACAACUGGACCAAGAUAUUGCCAGAAAAAUUGUACCCAACUCAAGAAUUACUGAAGCUGAUAAAAAGAAUGAUUCAACCAGUUUGGAAAGAAAAUUGAGUAGAACAUUGUAUUUAGUGGUUAAACAAGGUGAAUCUGGUGAAUGGAAAUUUCCAAAUUUCAAACAACCUGAAAAUGGUGAGUUAGUACCUUUGCAUGAAUUAGCUGAAACUGGAUUAUAUUCUAUUGGUGGUAAAAAAAUCAAUUAUUUCAACGUUUCUCGUGUGCCAUGUCAUGUAACCCAAGACACCAAUAAUACCUCCAAACAAUACUUUAUAAAAUCUCAUAUAUUAUCUGGGGCAUUCGAAGCUCAAGAAAAAGAUGUUGAAUUUAAGUGGUUAACAAAAGAAGAAUUGGGAGAAUGUUUAUCAACAGAAUAUUAUAGAGACAUAGAGCAUUUGCUAAAUGAUGUUUGA